AUGUCACUUCCCAUCCAACCAAUUCCUUUCCGUGAGGAGAUCAAAACCCUGAUUGAGCGCAUCGCAGCUCUACAGAAGGAACUCAAGGAAAAGACAGACAGACUCCACUUUCUCUAUGGCUUCGAACUGAGGUCUUCUGCUGCGCCAGUAGGCAAUAACAACGACGAUGAAGGAGCUGAGGAUGACAAAGAUGAUGAAGAGAGUGAGAAUGAGCAAGAAGUCGAAGCAAAGAAGACGCGCAUCAAGAAAACAGCCGCCAAGACAAAGGUCAACAGAGCAGCCAUCAAGAAGACAAGCGUUAAUAAGGGCGGAAGCAAGAAGGAGCCGAGAUUAUGCAAACAGUGUGAGGAGAACUACCUGGAAGACAACGCCCGUUCCAACUGGGUGAACUGUAAGGAGUGUAGAGAUAAGAACACGGAGGUGUGGAGUGAGGGACGGGCAAACAGGGAGCGAAAGCAGAAGGAGCAGAAUGCAAAGCGAAAGAAGCAACAGGGAGAUGAAGUGGAAGGAGACGAAGUAGAUGACGAAGUAGAAGAGGCUGAGGAAGGAGAUGAAGACAAUCUAGAAGAGGACUCAGAAGAGGAGCCAGAAGAGGAGGAACAGGAAGCAAAGAAGAACCAGGGCAAGCAACUCUAA
Molecule: messenger RNA, 636 nt
Organism: Alternaria triticimaculans
Lineage: Eukaryota; Fungi; Ascomycota; Dothideomycetes; Pleosporales; Pleosporaceae
Exons: 1
Coding region: 1-636 (211 amino acids)
Source: RefSeq, a predicted model, not a curated record